ACAUCGCCAGUCGCGGCCUAAAUCAGGCGAAUUCAGGCGCUGAAAUCACGAACGCUGACUCUGAGUUACUGAAAGUUCCCCAUGCGCUACAUGUCUACGGUGCUGUGUCUCUCUGGCCUCGAGCCCGACUGGUCGGCGCCCUUUUAUCUGAGUCCAUCAGCGCCCAAACCGCGCGUGUUCAGGAGGCCUGCCGCGCUUCAUCGCCACAAACCAUGCACUCUUAAACAGGUGGCAUCAGCCAGCUCAACGACGUUCCUACACCUUUCCUUAUACCACCAUGGCUAGCUGGGGAGCAUCUCAACCACCCUGGACCAGCGCGUACACUAGCGGCUACGCCCCCACCCCGCAACCCUCAUUCGCCGGCCAACCACCAGCCUACGGUGGACAGUAUUAUGGCCCAGGAGCUUGGCCACGUCCCUACGAUGCGCCCACUGCGGGCAAACACCCCGCCCCGCGAUCUUCCAAAUACCCCGAGUUGAACCCGAUGCUGGCGGAGGACGUAACGAUGCUGCGCGUUGACCUGCGCCAUAAGCCACGCUCAGAGGUCCUCGCCGCGACGUACUACACGACCCCGCGGGCGCCCGCGAUGUCCAAUCAUGCCUCGACGCUGCGGCUCGUGGCGCACGAUUUCCCCUGGACCAUCGAUAUCGUGAUGCAGAUGCCGGUGACGUGCGAGGCGGUAUGGGACGCGCUGUACAGCGCGCUGCAGGAGCCCUUGGCAGACUCGGAGUGGGGCUUGAUCGUCGGGGACAAGAAGGUACGCAAGAGGGUGCAGGACGCUGCGAAGAAGCGGAUCGACGCCGGGGACAAGGAUAAGGCCCUUAGAAGGAUAGACUUUCUGGGUGACACGAUCUUCUUCAAGGGAUUGGGGAAAGAUGAGGAGUUCGUGAAGCUCAGGCUUUUCCCCGGUACGAAGGAUGUGCCGGCUACCUGGGUAGUGAAGCUAGGUUCAUGAAUGUAUACUGUAUCUCAUCUCUGGGGGCUAUAGGUGGAGAUGGAUCACUUGAGAUGCUGUUUGGGGCUCCA
Molecule: messenger RNA, 1026 nt
Organism: Schizophyllum commune H4-8
Lineage: Eukaryota; Fungi; Basidiomycota; Agaricomycetes; Agaricales; Schizophyllaceae
Exons: 2
Coding region: 278-955 (225 amino acids)
Source: RefSeq, a predicted model, not a curated record